Molecule: messenger RNA, 1695 nt
Organism: Aspergillus pseudoviridinutans
Lineage: Eukaryota; Fungi; Ascomycota; Eurotiomycetes; Eurotiales; Aspergillaceae
Product: GMC family oxidoreductase
Exons: 2
Coding region: 1-1695 (564 amino acids)
Molecular function (GO): oxidoreductase activity, acting on CH-OH group of donors; flavin adenine dinucleotide binding
Source: RefSeq, a predicted model, not a curated record
AUGGCAAACAGACUAUCGGAAGAUACUCAUCUUUCAGUUUUGAUCAUUGAAAGGGGCGGUUCCGUUCUCCAAAAUCCUCUGGUCUAUAAUACAAGCGCGUAUGGUGUUGCCUUCGGCUCAGCAAUCGACUAUGCGUACCAAUCUGCUCCGCAGAGGUACAUGGGCAAUAAGGUCGAGACGCUGCGGGCAGGCAAGGCUCUAGGUGGAACGACCACUAUCAAUGGCAUGUCGUAUACCCGCGCCGAGGAUAUACAGAUCGAUGCCUGGCAGUGGAUCGGUAAUCAGGGCUGGACCUGGGAGAGCCUCGUCCCUUAUUACAAGAAGGGCGAGGGCUUCCAGGUACCUACCCCGGCACAGUACAGCGCUGGUGCUAAUUACAACGCAUUGUACCAUGGAAAGUCUGGCCCACUGCAUGUGGGAUGGACUUGGGAUAUGCAAAACAGUACCAUGCACACAGAGCUGAAGAGAACAUACAAGCACCUGGGCAUUCCGUACCUUCCAGAUGUCAACGGAGGCAAGAUGCAUGGCUACUCCAUAUUUGCUCGGACUGUGAAUCGUGCUGAAAAAGUCCGUGAGGAUGCAGCUCGUGCCUACUAUUACCCCUUCGCAUCCAGACCUAACCUCUCGGUCAUGCUCAACACCACUGUAAACCGCAUCCUUUGGGCCAAUCAGACCGGCACUUUCGGACCCGCUGUUGCCAGCGGUGUUGAGGUCACCCUCAGCGACGGCACUGUAGAAGCCAUUACGGCGAACAAGGAGGUCAUCCUGUCUGCAGGUUCACUGAUCUCCCCUGCCAUUCUGGAGCGCUCCGGUGUUGGUAACCCAGAGGUCCUUGCUCAACAUAGCAUUCCCCUCGUCAUCAACCUGACCACAGUCGGCGAGAAUCUUCAAGACCAGAUCAACACCGAGUUCAUCUACUCCAGCAACGUUUCCUACACCGGCCAAGGAACCUAUCUCGGUCACCCAACCGCCUCUGACAUUUUCGGCAGCAAUACGACCAAUGUCGCCAACGACGUCAAGAACAACCUUGCAAACUACGCCGCCAAGGUUUCUGCCGCCAGCAAUGGCACCAUGAGCGCUGCCAACUUGCUCUCCCUCUUCAAGAUCCAGUACGACAUCAUUUUCGAGAACCCUACCCCUAUCGCCGAGGUGCUCGUUACCCCCAAGGGCACCAACUUCUACACCGAGUACUGGGGCUUGCUCCCCUUUGCGCGUGGUAACGUCCAUAUCGCCUCUACCGACCCCCUGCAGCAGCCCACCAUCAACCCCAACUACAUGAUGCUAGGAUGGGACAUGCAGCAGCAGAUCGGCUCGGGCAAAUUCAUCCGCAAGCUCUUCAACACUGCUCCCAUGAGUGAACACACCACUGGCGAAUCGACACCGGGUUACACCACUCUUCCUUCUGACGCAACCAACGCCCAGUGGGCUUCCUGGAUCAACUCUGCAUUCCGCGCCAACUUCCACCUCGUCGGUACCGCAGCCAUGAUGCUUCGGGACAUGGGAGGUGUCGUAGAUACUAAUCUCAUGGUCUAUGGUAACGCUAACGUCCGUGCCGUCGAUGCUUCCGCUCUCCCGUUCCAGGUUUGCGGUCACUUGAUGAGUACCCUGUACGCUGUUGCGGAGCGGGCCGCAGAUAUUAUAAAGGCGGAGAAUUACGGUGGAUUAUCUGUACAAGACGGUCAAGGAUAUGUCUAA